Messenger RNA from Poecilia latipinna (sailfin molly), 3029 nucleotides. Its product is annotated as alanine aminotransferase 1-like. The transcript is spliced from 12 exons. NCBI's taxonomy places the organism in Eukaryota, Metazoa, Chordata, Actinopteri, Cyprinodontiformes, Poeciliidae. The coding region runs from base 989 to 2440 and encodes 483 amino acids. The record is from RefSeq and is a predicted model, not a curated record. Gene Ontology annotation, biological process: biosynthetic process. Gene Ontology annotation, molecular function: pyridoxal phosphate binding; transaminase activity.
CAUAUGUGUCUCAACUCACAAAGAUCAUGAUGUGGACCAUAUCAUGUCAUUUGGGAGGUGAGAAUGCCAAAAACAACAACGCCAAAUAAAGUCAAAGCUGAAGAAAUUAAAUCCAGAAAGAGGACAGAGCCUUUAUUUGGUAAAACAAUUACAGCUAUGAAAUGAAGUGAGGAUGAUUAUUUAUCGAGUCAAGUAUUGAUUUAAGAAAUUUGUUAAUUAUUUGAUUACAUGGUCUGAAGAUUUCAUCACACAGAUGGAAAUAUGAGUGUUUACACAUCCCUACCUGUUAACCUGUCAGAAGACUGCGCCGGAGCUUUAAGAUAAUACUAACAAUUGUACCAGGGAUGCAAAGCAGCUGAGUGAUUUAUUAAAACCACAUAUUUCUGCUGCUGUAAACAAUUGAUAACAUUUCAGCUUCUGGUGACUUUUUAUCAUUCAGAAACCAGCAUGUGCUCUAAAACUGGACUCGCCUCCAACCCAUCAAGUCAGAAAAAUGGGCUUUUGAUGGUGCAAAUGGUCCGGCAAAGAGAUCAGAUUAUGUUUAAUCUUUAACGCCAAUCCUCCUAAAUAUUAUUAACAGCUAAAGUUUUGACUCUUAAUUUUUUGUCAAUAUGAAAAACUAAGAGAUGCUCACAUCUGAUGCUUUUCUGUUUGUGAUUUGGGUAAAUUUUGCUACCUCAAUAUGUCCCUGAUGUAUAAAGCAGUACAUACAGAUGGCCUCCAAAAGAUUGAAAAAAAAAAAUCAGACAAAACAUUGUCUAAAGUCCAGCUCAGACGUGUAAGUCCAACUGAAAUAAUUGAAAGGGUUAUACAUCAAACAAGUUAGAGAUCAGAUGAAUAUAUAACUAUGUAUCAGCUAAACAUUCAUCCAAUGUUCUGAGAACUGCAGUCCAGAGACCCUAACCAAGAACUCAAUAGCAGCUAUCAGACAAAAUACAUCGAGUAAAGAAAGCAGUUUCUGGAAAUUUCAAAGUAGAAAAACAAUCUGAUGCAUAAGCUGAUGAUGUCCCUGCAAGAAGUGAAUCCCAGAGUGAGAGGGAUCAGACUCUCAUCUCAAAGUGGGCUGCAUAGUCUGACUGAGAACAACACCAGAGACAUCAUCCAGGGGGCGCCACAAUCCUUCAAGGAGCAGAUUAACAUCAGUUCAGGUGAUCCCCAGAGAGCAGGAAUGAAACCCAUCUCAUUUGUUCGCCAGGUCCUGGCGGUGUGUUUGUGCCCUGAGCUGCUGAGUGACGAACAUCUUCCUCUGGACGUCAGGCUAAGAGCCCUGAGGCUCCUGGAGGCUUGUGAUGGUGAAAGUGUGGGUUCCUACACUGCCUCCUCUGGACUGCCUCACGUCAGACAAACAAUCGCCGAAUUCAUCAUGAAAAGAGAUGAAGGUGUUCCUGCGUAUGCUAAAAACAUUUUUAUAUCCUCUGGAGCUCAGAGAGCCCUGAUGGUAAUAGUAAAGCUGCUGUCCGGAGGGGAAGGGCGACUUCAGACUGGAGUGUUGAUCCCUCAUCCCUGUCCACACGGACUGCUUCCUCUGCUAGACGAGGCCGGGGUGAUGGCCGUGCCUUACCGGCUGAUAGAGGAGGAAAACUGGGCUGUCGACUUGAGUGAGCUGGAAAGAGCUCUAACGACCGCCAGAGGGCGCUGCGAGCCCAGAGCAAUCUACAUAAGCAACCCAGGAAACCCUACAGGACAUUUGCAGGACAGGGAGUCCAUAGAGGAAGUGAUUGAGUUUGUAUCAGCUGAGAGACUCCUUCUGCUGGUUGAUGAGGUCUACCAAGACAGUGUUUAUGCACCAAACAAAGAGUUUAUUUCAUAUAAGAAGGUUCUGUUUGAGAUGGACGAACAUCUGAGAGACACUGUGGAGCUGGUCUCCUUCCACUCUUUAUCCUGUGCCUGUGUAGCAGAGUGUGGCCUCAGAGCAGGAUACAUGGAGGCGGUCAACAUGGACCCAGGGGUGAUGCAUUUCGUCGACACCAUGCUCUGUACUGACAUCAAUGCACCAGUCACAGGACAGCUUGCACUGGAUCUCAUGCUCAGCCCACCCAGUCCGGGCGACCCUUCAUAUAACACAUUUGUUCAUGAGACUCUCGUGACUCGAGCCACUCUGGCCCAAAAUUCUCAGCGGGCUCUGAAGCUGCUGAACGAUCUACCGGGAAUGAGCUGCCGCCCGGCGAUGGGGGGAAUCUACCUCUACCCACAUCUGGAUCUACCAGCUGAGAUCAAGGAGCAAGCCAAUACGCUGGGACUGGAAGCAGUUGUGUUGUACUGCCAGAUGUUACUGGACGAGGAGGAUUUGAUCGUAGGUGCAGGAGAUGAUGGAACAAGUGGCAUCCAUCAUCUCAGAUUAUGUAUUCUGGUUCCGCCUGACACGUUGGAGGAGGUUCUGUCUCGCCUUUCCUCCUUCCACCUUCGCCUCUCUGACAGAAAACUGAACAGAAUUGUGUAGGACAAAGCUGAGAAGCAACAAGCUGUCACCAGCAGAGGAAAUACACCAAAGCCACAUGAGACAAGCAGAAAGAUCAUAUUUAAAUAUUUGUUUUCUUUCCUGACAUUUUUAGAAUAAUGCUAGAAAAAGCUUUUAUUGAAGGAGAAGCGUAUUUACCUUUUUAUUAUCCGGAAAAAUCUGGAUCCUUUUUAAAAUUACUGUUAGGUUUAGCUUCCAUGCCAAAACACAAUGCAUACGUGAACUGCUUUUCAGGCUUGCUUGGAUUGUGAUAACAAAAGCAUGAAAAUAUAUGAACAAGAGUAGCUGUUUUAAGAAUUUGACUGUUAUACAAUAAUGCUAAUGUGAAUAAAUACACAAUAGAAGAAAAUGCAAACAUUUAUGUAGUUCUUUGCUGACCCUAAACUUUAUAUUCACCUGAUAAGUAAAUUUGGUAGUUGGUUGUUUUUUGUCAUUUUCAAAAUGUCGAUUCCAUUCUCCUGACAUCCACCCAAAUAUUCUGUUGUAUGAUGCACUGAUGUUUUCUAAAUAGCUUAAAAAAAUCAGAAUUUGUUCUCAAACUCAUCCUGUAAAGAUUAAAAAAAAUAAAUAC